Symbiodinium sp. CCMP2456 is the source of this 4665-nucleotide messenger RNA. NCBI's taxonomy places the organism in Eukaryota, Dinophyceae, Suessiales, Symbiodiniaceae. The record is from the annotation of a GenBank genome assembly.
AUGGAGCAGGCUGCUAGAGACACCAGGUCUGUCCUAGAAGCGCCGAUCCAGUUCAGCGUGGUUGGUAGCGCUGACCUUCCGAUUCGGGCGAAGCCCUCCUCCGGAGAAGCACAGGUUGGCGCCUUGAAGCCUGGUGCUGCUGUGCUGGGGUAUCCCGUUGGCGAUUGGAUGAAGAUCGAGGCAUCCACAACAAGCCAGUGGGUACAUUUGCAAGAUCCAUCGGGGACGCGCCUGGUGCAAUCGUGGUCCGACCUUAGCCUGGAGAAGGCCUUUCAUGAGGCCUUGCUGCUCUCCUGGCCAGGCCUGGCAGCGAAGGAGGCAACGCGCUACACCCUUGACUGGCAAGUUCAAGGUGGUGGGAGCGGCAAGCUGGAUGUCGAGCUCGGGCAGGCAACCACGCUGCUUCCAGGUUUGCCUCCGGGUUCGGCAGUCCGUGUGCGAGUACGUGCUGUGGUGUAUUCCGCGAGAGACCCACUUAGCAUCAAGUUUCAAGGAGACUGGAAGGAGUUUCUUUGCAUUCAAAGCCAGGCGGACGGCGAGGAUUUGACUCCGGCAGACGCCGGCCUGGACAUGAAGGAGUUGAAGGCAGCAGACCUCAUGCUCGAGGAGCAACGUCUCCGGUCUCCACCGGCUACAGCACCUACUGUUAAUGCCAUCGAGAAGUCAUCUGCGCAGAAUGCGAGGUCUGGCAACGACAGCCAGGCGUCGAGCACGAUGAGCACGUUGUGGGGAAAGACCCAAGAGGUGACUUCGGGCCAGUUCCAGGUAGUUGUGGCGACGGUGUACAUUCGGGGCGAGCCCUCUGUUGGUGGCAUACCGGUGGGAUUUGUGCAUAAGGGCACUGUUCUGUCGGGGCAGGUACAGUCGGGCUGGCUUUGCCUUUCUGCAGAUUGCAGCAGACGAUUGAAGAUCUACAGCGACAAGAAGGCAUUUGUGGCGAUUGAGGGCCGUUUCGCCAAUCGUCCUGACUUGGGCGCCCUGUUGCAACGCGUGGAUGCAGACACUGCCAACACUGCCAGCGAGAGGCCCCUCGAGGACUCCGAUGUCGGGAAUGCUCGAAGCAUCGAGUCCUUAAGGCGCAGGGCAGAGCGUGCUUGCCAGGUCCUUAACUCGGAGCCGCUUCACUUUCAGGUGAUUUCGGAGAAAGCCUCCGUGCGAGCAAGCCCGGAUGCUCAUGCGACCACGACAUCAGCGCUUCACAAGGGCGAUCGCGUAAAGGGUUAUCCCUCCGGCAGCUGGCUCAGGCUCGCCCGAAAUGACAGCAAGGGUGAAGGAUGGGUUCAAAUCGAGUCGUCGGGAGCUGAUUCCACGUUGUAUCUGGAGGCGGAGUGGUCAAAAGUGGAGGUUAAGCGGGCCUUUGUCGAGGCCAUAACUUUGGAGUGGUCUGGCCUCAUCAUUGAGCAGAAGGUCACGUACGCUGUCGAGUGGCGUCCUAGUGGAGGCGGUGCAGGUGGUCACGCAGUCAGCAAGUCAAGCCAUCUUCAUCUGACGGGGCUGCCGGCGGACGGAAAGUUUUCAAUGCGAGUUUUGGCUUGCGUGGCGAGCGACGAGCCGAAGGUGACGCCUUUGAGGCUCAACGGGCCUUGGCUCGAGGUUCUUCAGCCUUUCGAGAUACAGGCGCCAGAGGCGCCUGAGCACUCAAGCAGUCAGCAAAGAUGUAAGCGAACAGCUGUCCUGGUCGCACUGUACACCUUGGGAUCUGUCGGCCUCACCUACUUGAUGAAAUUCCUCUUCAGUUACAUGUGGAUAUCUGUGGACCAACUACAAGUGCAUGGUCUCCCGGCACCGCUCUUCUGGACGACCACGCAACUGGCAAUCAGCUUUGGCUGCUUUGCAGCCUCUUCUCAGGUGCAUUGGUGCUCGCACGGGAGAUGGGGUUAUCGGCCUCCUCCGUUGAAUCCUAGAAUCGCGAAGCAAGUGGCCUUGCUGGCGUUGUCGUUUGCCACCAGCAUUGGCCUGAACAAUUUGUCUUUGUCCAUGGUCAGCCUGUCCGUCAACAACAUGAUCCGCUCCACCAGCCCCUUGACAACAGCUGUCGCAGCUACAAUUUGGACAGGCGGUGCGCCAUCUUCGGAACAGUGGAUCUUCGUAGUCUUGGGGACUUUUUUCGUGCUGAUAAAUGUGCUUGCUUCGCAGCCAGCAGCACCUUCUACGCAGAGCACCUUCACUUUAGGAGUAGCAGCUGGUUUUCUCAGUACCGUCGGUGGGGCUUUCAUGUUCAUCAUCGUCGAGCUGUUCAAGGGAUCCUCGCUUCCUCUCAACGCCAUCGACUCUGCGGGAUACAUGUCUCUGCCGGCAGCUGUGUUGCUUAGUCCUUGGAUCUUCCUUUUCCCACACGCAGCUGGGAACUGGCCAGAGAGGCUGGGGACCAGUCGAACCGACUCUGAGUUGCUUGGAAUGGUGUCUGACCAUGCAAGGCUCGCAGCUGCAGUUGCUCUUAGCGGCUUCGCUGCUUACGGAUACAACAUGCUCCAGUUUUAUACGGUGCAAGAGUUGUCGUCUACGCAGACGGCCUUUGCGUCCAAUGUCUCCAAAGCAGUUCUCUGCUUGCUAUCAUGGAUAUUGCUGGAGCCGGCAACAUCCAGCCAGCUGCGGUCGUGGCUUGUGGUGCUCUCUGCAGCUGGCGGCCUCACUUGCUUCUUCCUCUACGUGCUUUCCAAAGCUAGAAAGCCUGCGCCAGAAGAGCCGUGGCAUCAUGAUCGCUGUAGGGUAUCCUCAGUUGCUUUGCUGGCUGUCCUUGCCAUGAUCCUCGGGUGCCGCUGCGACUAUGUAGACUGGAACACGUGGAAGGAAUGCCAGGUUGGUCCAGCCGCAUAUCCGAGAGCAACUUGGACCCUUUGGGGCAAGUCCGCGCCGGCUGUCUCGCCAGCAAGUGUUCUGGAUACCUGGCCCCAGAGGAUUCUGCAAGCUACGUCAACGACCCCAAGGCCACGCUGUGCAGGCGCUGUGGAUAUGCCUUCCUCGAUCACCGAAGAGGAUUCUCAGAAGUCUUUCUCAACUAUGCACGGCAUGCAGCUUUUAUUUUUCAAGCAUUGCGCCGACCCAAACAUGGCCCAGAGGAAAGUGCUUUUUCCUCUGCAACUACUUGCCUUCGCAUGGACGCAGAGGCAUGCCUUCCUGAAUGUGACAGCGGCACGUGGCCUAUCGCGACAUGCAGCUGUAGGCGCUUCGGCUGAGCGAGCCAGGAGCGCUGUGGCUCUCGCUGCCCGUGGAGGUGAGAGUGAAGCGGACGAGGAGACAAUCGAUGUUGGUGGAUUCUCUGCACUGGUAGUUGGGCUUGCUCUGCUGCCUUUUGCAGGCUACGCCCUUUCCGCGGCAGUCUCUGUGAUCUCUGGAGCAAGCUUCGAACUUGGACCUUUCGGCCUGCAGCUGACCUCGAUCUUUAUCACUGUGGGGUCUGUCCUGUGGUCGUUGAGCAGCGUCUUCUCCCGCGGGAAGGGGCUCCCGGCGGGCUGGCUUGGCCUUCUCGGACUUGCGGAGGGCCUCUCCUACGUGGCCACCUUGGCCUUGGUGCUCGCAGCCUUGGCCUCCAGCUUCCGAAGCCCAUCUGCGACGCAGCCUGGUCAGAAAAGCCAGGCACCGGCCUUCCGAUCUUCGAGCGGCUACUCGGCACCUUCGGGCCGUAACGAUCUCUUCUCCUUCGACUCGGGCGCCAACCUGAAAGUGCCAGAGUUCAAAGCGCCGGAAGUUAAGAUGCCGUCCGUGCCAGCGUUCAAGUCUCCGGAGCUUCCGUCUUUCAAGGUGCCUGACAUCAAAGCGCCACAGGUUCCAUCGUUCAAAGCCCCCGACAUCAAGGUUCCUGACAUCAAAAUUCCAGAUGUCAAGCCGCCGCAGAUGCCAGCUUUCAAGGCACCCGAGGCGAAGGAAUCUGCAAAGCCCGCAAGAACUCCUGCAAAGGCUCAGCCCAGCGGUGGAGACUUCGACGAUCUGUUUGGUUCCGAUGUUGUAGCACCGCCUGAUGAUGCGGCGGUGAAGAAGGCUCGAGCAGCAGAGGCAAAACAGGCAGAGGAGCGCAAACGCGAAGAAGCCAAGAAGGCGGCGGAGAGGGAACGCAAGGCCGAGGAAGCGAGACAACGUGAAGAGGCCAACAAGGCCGAAGAGCAGCGAAAGGCCGCGGAGGCGCGCAAUCGAGAGGAGGCCAAGAAGGCCGAAGAGGAGCGAAAGGCCGAGGAAGCGCGCAAGCGUGAGGAGGCCAAGAAGGCCGAAGAGGAGCGAAAGGCCGAGGAGGCGCGCAAGCGCGAGGAGGCCAAGAAGGCCGAAGAGGAGCGAAAGGCCGAGGAAGCACGCAAGCGCGAGGAGGCCAAGAAGGCCGAAGAGGAGCGAAAGGCCGAGGAAGCGCGCAAACGCGAAGAGGCCAAGAAGGCCGAAGAGGAGCGAAAGGCCGCAGAAGCGCGCAAGCGCGAAGAGGCCAAGAAGGCCGAAGAGGAGCGAAAGGCCGAGGAGGCGCGCAAGCGCGAGGAAGCGCAACAGCAGAAGAGCAAGACGCCAGAGCCAGCGAAACCAAGCUCAGCUCCAGAAUCUGCGGCGGAUGCGGAUCCAAGUAAGCUGUUGGGAAGUGCUUUGCGAGACUUGGGACGCUUUGGAAGCAAGGAUACGAAGCCGGAAACCCAACCAGAAAAGAAAGCCCCAGCUGCUCCCACAAUCAACUACGACCUGUUUGCUUGA